Messenger RNA from Colletotrichum chrysophilum, 1479 nucleotides. RefSeq lists its product as uncharacterized. The coding region runs from base 1 to 1479 and encodes 492 amino acids. Lineage: Eukaryota; Fungi; Ascomycota; Sordariomycetes; Glomerellales; Glomerellaceae. The record is from RefSeq and is a predicted model, not a curated record. Gene Ontology annotation, biological process: carbohydrate metabolic process. The transcript has a single exon. Gene Ontology annotation, molecular function: beta-glucosidase activity.
AUGGCCACGCAGUUCGAGUUCGACGAGUCCAUCAAGGGCGCCCUCCCGCCCGACUUCACCUGGGGCUUUGCAACAGCCGCCGCCCAAGUCGAAGGCGCCUGGGACAAAGAUGGCAAAGGCGAGUCCAUCUGGGACAAGUUCGCCCACACACCAGGCAAAGUCAAGGACGGAAGCACAGGCGACGACGCCGUGCGCUCCUACGACCUGUACAAGACAGAUGUCGCCCUCAUGAAGCGCUACGGCGUGAGCGGGUACCGCUUCUCCCUCUCCUGGUCGCGCAUCAUCCCCCUCGGCGGCAAAGACGAUCCAGUCAACGAGGCAGGCAUCGCCUACUACAACCGCCUCAUCGACGAGCUCCUCGCCAACGGCAUCACCCCCUUCGUCACCCUCUUCCACUGGGACACCCCGCAGGCGCUCGAGGACCGAUAUGGCGGCAUGCUUGAUAAAGACCGCUACACGCCCGACUUUGUCCGCUACGCCCGGAUCUGCUUCGAGCGCUUCGGCGACCGCGUCAAGAACUGGAUCACCUACAACGAGCCCGGCGUGUACACCCUCGCCGGCUACGCGGCGGGCGUGCACGCCCCCGCGCGCUCCAGCUUCCGCGAGCUCAACGACGAGGGCGACUCCAGCACGGAGCCCUUCAUCGUCGCGCACACCGAGCUGGUCUCGCACGCGUACGCCGCGGACAUGUACAAGAAGGAGUUCCAGCCAACGCAGCAGGGCACCGUCAUGAUCACGCUGCACGGCAACUGGUCUGAGCCCUGGGACGCGGCGGACCCCCGCGACGUCGAGGCCGCCGAGCGCGCGCGCGAGUUCGAGAUUGCGUGGUUCGCGGACCCGCUGUACAAGACGGGCGACUACCCGGCGUCGAUGCGGGCGCAGCUCGGAGACAGGCUGCCGCGAUUCACGCCGGAGGAGAGCAAGCUCGUGCUGGGCAGCUCCGAGGUGUACGGGAUGAACUCGUACUCUGCGUUCUACGUGCGCCACCGCGACGGGCCGGCGGACAUCAACGACCACAAGGGCAACAUUGAGCAGUUUGACGAGAAUAAGCAGGGCGUGCCGCGGGGGCCGAUGAGUGACACGUACUGGCUGCGCACGACGCCGUGGGGGUGGGCGAAGUUGCUGCGCUGGAUCUGGAACCGGUACGGCGUGCCCAUCUACAUCACUGAGAACGGGACCACGGCACAAGGCGAGCACGACUGGAAACCCAAGGGGCCGGACGACGUUCUCGAAGAUCCGUUCCGGAUUGACUUCUUCAAGAGCUAUUUGACGGAAGUAGCCAAGGCUUCGCAGGAGGGCGUGGUGAUCAAGUCUUACUUUGGGUGGACUUUUACGGACAAUUGGGAGUGGGCGGCUGGGUUCUCAGACAGGUUCGGUGCGACGUGGAUUGACUUUGAGAGCCCCGAGAAGACGCGGUAUCCUAAGCGAUCUGCGUUGUUCCUGGGCGAGUUCUUCAAGCACUUGAUUCGCAGUGAGUAG